Molecule: messenger RNA, 1541 nt
Organism: Theobroma umbraticum
Lineage: Eukaryota; Viridiplantae; Streptophyta; Magnoliopsida; Malvales; Malvaceae
Biological process (GO): regulation of DNA-templated transcription
Cellular component (GO): nucleus
Molecular function (GO): catalytic activity; sequence-specific DNA binding; DNA-binding transcription factor activity
Source: RefSeq, a predicted model, not a curated record
CAAAAUAUGAUGAUGGAUGCUAGGGACUGAAUCAAACCCAUUUCCCAUAACACCAAUUAAUUUCAUUUUCAACAAGCAAACCUAUUCUUUUUCCUCUAGUUUUUUUGGUUCAUAAAAAGGGGAGAAAAUUGGCCAUUUGUCAACUGUGUAUGCAUAAUAGGAUCUGUCAACUGUUUUCUUCUUCUAGCAAUUCAAAUUUGGUUCUCUUUUAUGAUGGCCAAAGGGACUGGGAUGAGUUGGUCAGAUGGUAGGAAAGAUCAAUGCAUUGGGGUCCUUUCUUUGACCAGGAAUUCAAGCUAGGGGCAUCCUACUGUUUAUGUCGACUAGUUCCCCUUUCUAUACAUAAGUCUUUAGUCAGAUAGAGGCAUGUCAUCCUUAAGGAAAAGUAGUACAAGUUCUAGUGAAGAUGAUGCUGAGCAGCUCAGAAGAGGGCCUUGGACUCUGGAGGAGGACUCUCUCCUCAAUCAUUAUAUUGCUCGCCAUGGCGAAGGCCGAUGGAAUUCGCUUGCAAAACGUGCAGGCCUAAGGAGAACUGGCAAGAGUUGCAGGCUGAGAUGGCUAAAUUAUCUGAAGCCAGAUGUUAAACGUGGAAACCUUACUCCACAAGAGCAGUUUUUGAUCCUUAGCCUCCAUUCUAAGUGGGGAAACAGGUGGUCCAAGAUCGCACAACAUUUACCAGGAAGAACGGACAAUGAGAUCAAGAAUUACUGGAGAACCCGUGUGCAGAAACAGGCGCGCCAUCUCAAGGUCGAUCCGAAUAGCACAGCAUUUCAAAACGUUAUUCGGUGUUUUUGGAUACCAAGAUUGCUUCAAAAGAUGGAAGGGUCAUCCUCUUUUUCAUCCAUGGCAUCCGAAAACACAACAGUUCUUCAAUCUCUAGACCAAGCUUCUCAGCAUCAAGCAUUAAUGACGCUGCAACAAGUACCAGGGCAGGGGCCUGGUAAUCUAAGUGAAGCAAUACAGAAUUUGGAUCAUCAGGAGCAGAAUUCAGACUCAGAGCACUGUGCAAGUUCGUGUGUUUCUUCUUCAGAAUCCAUGAAUAAUAUCUCACAAAUAUCUCAAUUUGCAGAAUACCAAACGAGUCCUUUUCGCAUCAUUGGUAACAAUGACUACAACAACACACUUGCAAAGGAUUGCUACUAUGACAUGGAAACCAUCAACCUGGCAUCCACAUCAGCACCUGGGGAUUUUGCGAACCCGGUUGGCGAUUGCCACAUGGCAGAAAACAACUGGUUUAGCAAUGGUUUUGCAGAUGACCUAUGGAGCAUGGGGGAACUGUGGGAACCUAGGAACUUGAAUUGAAGGGGAACCCUGUCAUGUUUUUGUUUUUGACAGUUCACCAAUAGUUCAUUCAUUGGCUUUUGACAGGUUGAUUUCCUGAGUUUAAUUGUCUCAUAACAUCUCAUAUUAUUUUUUUUUCUAUUUUAAGUUUUUGUCGAUAAGUUACAGCAACUGUGGAUUCAAAGUUUCUCAAUUUAUGUCUAUAUAUAUAUAUAUAUAUGUCUUUUAUUCUGAAAAAAGAAGGAUAUGAAUUCGAUUCA